Molecule: messenger RNA, 3960 nt
Organism: Megalobrama amblycephala (Wuchang bream)
Lineage: Eukaryota; Metazoa; Chordata; Actinopteri; Cypriniformes; Xenocyprididae
Gene: cabp7a
Product: calcium-binding protein 7
Exons: 5
Coding region: 926-1573 (215 amino acids)
Molecular function (GO): calcium ion binding
Source: RefSeq, a predicted model, not a curated record
CGCGUCCAAUCUGAUACGCUCCGUCUAGCUGUUGAACGCAAGAACGCGUCCUGUGUGAAUCAUGCCUCCCAACACCUGAGGUGGGAAAUACCUUGUGGAGAGCAGCAGCUUACACUCAGACUAAAUAUAGAUCCAUCGCGAGGGAACCCGGACACCGCGCCUCCCCACGCACAGCUCGUUUAUCUGCAUGUUGUGAUUAGCUGGAAAGUUUGAUUGUAUCGGUGGCAUCGUUCUCCAUUUUUAAAAUAUUCUAUUUUUGCUAAAAGGAAAAACACAGGAUUUCUUUAGAUAAAAAUAUAUUAACCUCUCAUCUACACACGCGUAAAGCGCAUUUUUAACUCCUUGUUCCUGGCGGUGCGCACGCACGCUAUCCAACAAGUGCAUGCUCGAAGCUCAACUGCUGUGUCUUAAGAAGCGAUCGAAGAGAAAACAGUUGGAGAUGCCUGCCUAACGACCUGGACCUCGAAUCGAUCCACGCAACCUCGCCAAUACGCACAUACUUUGUCGCAGUGAUAAAAAUGCGCGUUUGUUUAAUGCGCGUCGAGUGAGCUGGUGGAUUAUGUGCAUCUGUUAGUUUCCCCGCCGAUGGAGCCGCCGUAAUUCGUUGUUUUGGUCAUUUUUACAACAAACUAGAGACGGGGCGGUUUGCUUAUAUUUUGACGGUCCGAACCCAAAAGCCUUACAUCUAGUCCACCCGUAACCUGCGAAGACUUGUAAAUCCUUACACCUGGUUUCUUGGAGAGGGCUGCGCAAUUGCGCACGCUGUGAGAGUAUACUAUCGGCGCUUUCCAUGGAAUCCACUCCACGCGUGAUCUCCACUGAGGGUUUCGGUCCUAUCUGAUGUGGGGUAAAAAGUUGCCGUCUGGACAGUAAAUCACAUAUAUGAGGAUCAAUACACACGUGCUGGUUAACACAGAGCGCAAAAAUGCCUAUGCAUCCGGUGACUUCCACUUUGAUGUACCGGGGGAUCUGCACCAUUCCAGAUAUCCUGUCGUACCGGGCACCGGUCAACCUGCCUGAGGAUGAGGUGGAAGAAAUCCGGGAGGCGUUUAAGGUGUUUGAUCGAGAUGGGAAUGGCUUCAUCUCAAAGCAGGAGCUCGGCAUGGCCAUGCGUUCUCUAGGGUACAUGCCCAAUGAGGUCGAGCUUGAGGUCAUCAUUCAGAGACUCGACAUGGAUGGAGAUGGCCAGGUGGAUUUUGAGGAGUUCGUUACUCUCCUGGGGCCCAAACUCUCGGCUGCCGGGAUGCCUGACAAGUUUAACGGAACCGAUUUUGACUCUGUGUUCUGGAAGUGUGAUAUGCAGAAGCUGACUGUGGAAGAGCUGAAGAGACUCUUAUAUGACACUUUCUGUGACCACCUGUCAAUGAAGGACAUUGAGAAUAUCAUCAUGACAGAGGAGAAUCACAUCGAAAAUCCUGAGGACUGCCAGGUUGACAUUGACACGGAGAGUCCAACCCAGCAGGUGAAGCAAACAUGCGUACGGAAGAGUCUGAUCUGCGCCUUCGCGAUUGCUUUCAUCAUCAGUGUCAUGCUCAUUGCAGCCAAUCAGGUGCUUCGCAGUGGCAUGAAGUAACGUAUGGACCGCUCACAACGUAGAUUCAAUUCAACAUAAGACAGUGACAAAAAUGGCUAAAAAAGAAAAAAACACGCAUACAUGCACACACAAACUGGAGCAACUGAAAAGUUCAUUUUAUCUACGUGAAAUCCAAAUGUUGUAACUGAAAUAUUUUUGAGACGAGCUACAGCUUCCACUGGACAGAGUUUUUCAUAUUUGACAACUGUUUCAAAACGUAACGCAGACGAAUAUAUAAACGCACACAUACUGUGUCUUACCCUCAAUGAAAAGUACAUUAGGAGAGAAAGAAGAAGUUUAUACUGUAAUGGACUCAAAAAAGUUUCCCCUUCAAACCGCUCUCUCCCUCUUCAGUAUGUUUUGGGUGAGUUUAGCCGCAUGGACAUCUCCAACCGAGGAUCCUACUCUUCAAUGCAUGACGAUGCAUGGAUUUACAAUAGUCUGGAUGCACCAUUAGAGCUCAGCUGUGCAUCUGUUCACCUAUAUAUCAGAUCCCAAUGCAAAUUUUCCGGAGAAAGACCCGUCUCACACAUGUGAAGAGUUUUGGAUAUGGAGCGGAGGCCGUUUCUGACAUUUUACAUCCAGUAUACUGUUCCCUUUGCAUGAGAAUAAGGGCUGUUUAGGGCAUGCUCAUGUCAUGCAAUGUUAGUCUUGUGUUUGUCGAGUAACUAUCGUGGAUUUUUACCUGUUGCACAUGCCUGAGAUGAUUGUAGUAGUACUCUAUAUGGUCAAAGGGGGCGUGAAACAACCCAAAAGUCAUGCUAUACCACUAGUGACAUACAGUAUUAAGAGGUUUGUAGUACAUGGAUAAAAAUGCUUUUCUUUUCACCUGAAAUACACUAUGCAUUUUCAGGCUCACUGUUUUGAAUGAUCAGCAACGCUCGUCGGUGCAAAUGUAACUUACAUUUUUGCAAACAUUUGCACUGUAGUUAUCACGUAGAGGUGAUAAUUAGGAGCUUUUGAAUUGAAAUGACACGACUGACAGGAAAUGAUACCAAAUGAUUAUGUAAGUCACAGGAUAAAAGGAGUAUUUGAUUUCUGACAUAUCAGGAAAUGAUUUAAUGGUCGUUUUUGAACCAAAUCGUUGUCCAUUUAAGCUUAUCGCCUAACCUAAAUGGAUGAUCAAGAUGUUUUUAUUCAUUUGCAGUGUUAGGAAUAUGUGUAUUAAUAUAACCUGAGAGCAAACACUGUGGUAUAUCAGUGUUUCACCUCUAUUUCAAAAUAUAUUGUUCACGUGUCCAUAUGAAUGUGCCAUUUGUGACAUCGUUCAGCGUUUUCCUGGGAAACAUAGUACGUUUGGGAGCAGGUUCACUUGAUGAUCACGGAACAGAGUAUCUAAGGUGUGAAUAAUGUUUAAAAUAUGAAUGUCAGGGUUUGAAUAUGUAUCAGCUGUUAGUGUGUCAUUCGUUAAAGGGCAUUUUUCAUUCGUUUUCAACUCUGCCCAGGGCCUGAAUUGAUUUAGCUGUUAGUUACAGCACCACGAAACUCUUACAUUUGGAUGUCCAGGUAUAAAUGAAAUAUGCAAUGGAUGGAAACACCCAUCUCAGCACGCACACAGGCACUACCAUCGAGUGACAGUCAAAGAGGAGUCACAGGACAACAAUGUACAGGUUUCCCCCAUUAUACAGGCACGAUUACUCAUUCACUUAUAGAAAUGGGAAAACUAAUAAUGUUUCCAAGCUGCAAUCGCUUUAACCAGAGAAUAGCCUGUUAUUUAAGACUAGCACAAGCUGAUAAGGAAAUUCUCAUUAUAUCAUUACCGGAUUGGCUGGUAACCCUGUAUGCCCCAGAGUUUUAUUUGUGCUUAGUAAAUCAGAUCCAACAGAAUUAAUUAUUCACAAUAGCUGCUCAUUUAAAAAAAAAAAAAAGAAAAGAAAAGAAAGAAGAAAUGCAACAAAAGCAGAGCCUUGUUGAAUGCUUUCAGAUUUAUCACACUAUAAAUACCUUAAGGAUCUAUUUCUACUUGCUCUAGCCCUUAAAAAACUUUUGUGGCUGGUUAUAAUGUAUUAUAAUCAGAUUAAAAAGAUUUGACUUUAAUAUUAAAUAAAAAAAAAAAUAUAUAUAUAUAUAUUAUUAAAUUAAAUUACAUUUUUGACGUUAAUAAGACCAGUUGCUUAAAGGCUUAAAAUUAUUUUAUUAUUAAUUUUUGACAUGAAUAAAAACACCUUGAAAAAAGGAGUUACAACAUGGAGCAAUUUUUUAGGUUACCUGACAAAACAAUUCUUGCCAUGCAGCAAGGACCAAUGUUGGUGAAGGUUACUUCUAAAAGUAAUGCAUUACAAUAUUGCAUCACUUCCUAAAAAAGUAACUAAUCGUAUUACGUAUUACUUAAAGGUGCUAAAUAGGAUGUUUUGUUUUAUCCAUUUUUGCAAUAUUACUUGAAACUG